Molecule: messenger RNA, 1533 nt
Organism: Rattus norvegicus (Norway rat)
Lineage: Eukaryota; Metazoa; Chordata; Mammalia; Rodentia; Muridae
Gene: Sf3b4
Product: splicing factor 3B subunit 4
Exons: 6
Coding region: 238-1512 (424 amino acids)
Biological process (GO): mRNA splicing, via spliceosome
Cellular component (GO): nucleus
Molecular function (GO): nucleic acid binding; RNA binding
Source: RefSeq, marked provisional
GUUAACUGUAUCAAGACCGGCUGAUUCACUUCUGUUCCACCCCGAUUGCUGCGGCAGCUCCAGAGCACCUUUCCCUUCUGUCCGACACGAAUCUGACUCCUAAGAUGGCCGCGAUCGCUUCCGGCUCCUCCCUUGUCGCCGGCCCCGCCCAAUGUGAGCCUUGGCCCGGAAGUGGAAGUAGAAACUGAGGUCAGGGGGGCGGUGCUGCUGCUUAGAGACGGCGGGAGCCCUUUCGCCAUGGCUGCCGGACCGAUCUCCGAACGGAAUCAGGAUGCCACGGUGUACGUGGGAGGUCUAGACGAGAAAGUGAGCGAGCCACUGCUAUGGGAGCUCUUUCUCCAGGCAGGGCCAGUGGUCAACACCCACAUGCCAAAGGAUAGAGUCACUGGCCAGCACCAAGGCUAUGGCUUUGUUGAAUUCUUGAGUGAGGAAGAUGCUGACUAUGCCAUUAAGAUUAUGAACAUGAUCAAACUCUAUGGGAAGCCAAUACGGGUGAACAAAGCCUCGGCUCACAACAAAAACCUGGAUGUAGGAGCCAACAUUUUCAUUGGAAAUCUGGACCCAGAAAUUGAUGAGAAGUUGCUUUACGAUACUUUUAGCGCCUUUGGAGUCAUCUUACAGACCCCCAAGAUUAUGCGGGACCCUGACACAGGCAACUCCAAGGGUUACGCCUUCAUUAAUUUUGCUUCAUUUGAUGCUUCAGAUGCAGCAAUUGAGGCCAUGAAUGGGCAGUACCUGUGUAACCGCCCUAUCACUGUGUCUUAUGCCUUCAAGAAGGACUCUAAGGGUGAACGACAUGGCUCAGCAGCUGAACGACUUCUGGCAGCCCAGAACCCGCUGUCUCAGGCUGACCGCCCUCAUCAGCUGUUUGCCGAUGCACCCCCUCCACCCUCUGCCCCCAAUCCUGUGGUUUCAUCCCUGGGUUCUGGGCUUCCUCCACCAGGAAUGCCACCUCCUGGUUCGUUCCCACCUCCAGUGCCACCUCCUGGGGCCCUUCCUCCUGGGAUACCCCCAGCAAUGCCCCCACCACCUAUGCCACCUGGGGCUGGAGGACAUGGUCCCCCAGCAGCAGGAACUCCAGGGGCUGGACAUCCUGGUCAUGGACAUUCACAUCCUCAUCCAUUCCCACCAGGUGGGAUGCCCCAUCCAGGGAUGUCCCAGAUGCAGCUGGCCCACCAUGGCCCCCAUGGCCUAGGACACCCCCAUGCUGGGCCUCCAGGCUCUGGAGGGCAGCCACCACCCCGACCACCCCCUGGAAUGCCUCAUCCUGGACCACCUCCGAUGGGCAUGCCUCCCCGAGGGCCUCCUUUUGGAUCUCCCAUGGGUCACCCAGGUCCCAUGCCUCCACACGGUAUGCGUGGGCCUCCUCCAUUGAUGCCCCCUCAUGGAUACACCGGUCCUCCGAGACCCCCUCCCUAUGGCUACCAGCGGGGACCCCUCCCUCCACCCAGACCCACUCCACGGCCCCCAGUUCCUCCUCGUGGUCCACUUCGGGGCCCACUUCCUCAGUAAAUGGUCAUCCUUUGUCUCCUU